AUGCUCUUUUUACCAUUUCUUUGCCCGGCUCUGCUCACCCUCCUCACAUUUACCCCUCUCACCACGGCUGCCUCCAAACCCAAGAAUGCCAUCUUACUAUCAAAAGUAAAAACUCUCACUCUACGCGACAAUGCCCAGACAUCUCAUCGACGAGUUUCAGCUGUUCCACAGCUAUCAUGUAGCGGCCCUGGCUGUCGACAUUACAAAGUUGACGUCAUGCGCUGUACCAACCAAGGAUCCGAUUAUUCUUCCGAAGAUAUUCAAUGGUCCUGCACUGCAAAUCUUCCAGAGGAAUUUAAGCUAGGAAGUACAGAUGUUAUAUGUGAGGGUUAUGAUAGCAAGGAUGAUGAAUACGUGUUGAAGGGUAGUUGUGCUGUGGAAUACAGGUUGUUAUUGACGGAGGAGGGCGAAGCAAAGUAUGGAAAGAGCUUUUGGGACGGUGGAAGUGGAGAGAGCUCUGUAGAGAAAGGAAUGGGUUUAUUAUUCUGGUUGAUAUUUGUGGGAGUUUUGGGAUGGAUUCUUUACUCGAUGGUUCAAAAUUGGAGACAAGGACCCGCUAAUGGUCAAGCGGGAAGAGCCGGGGGAGGAGGAGGUUUUGGAGGAUGGGGAGGAGGAGGACCAGGAGGACCAGGCGAUGACGACCCCCCACCACCUUAUCCAGGAACUGGAAAACGAUCUACAAGAAACUAUGGUGCUACUGAACAAGCGUGGAGACCUGGAUUUUGGUCUGGUGCGGCGGCAGGUGCUGCUGGUGGUUAUUUCGCAGGAAAUAGAGCGAAUAGACAAAAUCAAGGUGGUGGUAGCUGGGGAGGUGGAGGUGGAAGUAGCUGGGGUGCAGGUUCUGGAUCUGGAAGCUCAAGCGCAAGCUCCCCCUCUACCAACACUCGGUCAAAUACUGGAUUCGGCUCUACGUCGAGAAGAUAG
This is a messenger RNA of Botrytis byssoidea, 924 nucleotides long. RefSeq lists its product as uncharacterized. Gene Ontology annotation, biological process: regulation of store-operated calcium entry. The record is from RefSeq and is a predicted model, not a curated record. The coding region runs from base 1 to 924 and encodes 307 amino acids. Gene Ontology annotation, cellular component: endoplasmic reticulum membrane. Lineage: Eukaryota; Fungi; Ascomycota; Leotiomycetes; Helotiales; Sclerotiniaceae. The transcript has a single exon.